UAAGCCAAUCCUACCGAGUUGCAGCUCAAAAUAUCAGCGACCAAUCCUCCGGAGCGUUCACUGGAGAAAUAUCGUAAGCAUUCCACGAUGACGUUCAGGGCAGAUAUGAUCAAAGACCUUGGCUGUGACUGGACAAUUCUGGGCCACUCCGAGAGGCGGACGUUAUUCCGCGAAUGUGACGAGACCGUGGCUCGGAAACUUGUCACGGCGGUUAAAUCCGGACUAAAAGUAAUCGUCUGUGUCGGAGAGUCGUUGGAAGAACGGGAAAGUGGUCGGACAGAGGACGUGUUGACUCGCCAAAUAAAUUAUAUAAAAAGUAGUAAAAAUGUAAUUGUAGAAAAUGCCCAAAAUUGGAAUCAAAUUGUGAUCGCCUACGAGCCGAUUUGGGCGAUUGGCACAGGCAGGGUGGCCACGUCUUCGCAAGUACAGGAGGCUCAUCGGUUCAUCAGAGCCUUGAUUGACACCGUUGGCAAAUCGGUUAAAAUAAUUUAUGGAGGUUGUUAUUUUUUGAGAGAGCAAAGGUUCUGUUAA
Molecule: messenger RNA, 531 nt
Organism: Octopus sinensis (East Asian common octopus)
Lineage: Eukaryota; Metazoa; Mollusca; Cephalopoda; Octopoda; Octopodidae
Product: triosephosphate isomerase-like
Biological process (GO): glyceraldehyde-3-phosphate biosynthetic process; glycolytic process; glycerol catabolic process
Cellular component (GO): cytosol
Molecular function (GO): triose-phosphate isomerase activity
Source: RefSeq, a predicted model, not a curated record